Molecule: messenger RNA, 675 nt
Organism: Closterium sp. NIES-65
Lineage: Eukaryota; Viridiplantae; Streptophyta; Zygnematophyceae; Desmidiales; Closteriaceae
Source: the annotation of a GenBank genome assembly
AUGCGCUCUCCCUCUCGUCGCCUGCGCGCUUUUCCCGCCCGUCGCCUUAGAGCUCUCUCUACCGUCGCCUUAGCGCUCUCCAUCCCGUCGCCUUCGCGCUUUCCCUCCCGUCGCCUUAGCGCUCUCCCUCCCGUCGCCUUCGCGCUCUCCAUCCCGUCGCCCUUGCAAUCUCCCCUCCCAUCCGGUCGUUCACUUCAUCUCCUCUCGCUUACGUCCUCCCCUCCCAUCGGCAUCGCGUUCACGUUCCUCCCUCCCCUCGCCAUCGCGCUCACGUUCCUCCUCUCCCCUCCCAUCCCGUCGUUCGCCUCCUCUCCCCUCCCAUCCCGUCGUUCACCUCCUCUCCCCUCCCAUCCCGUCGUUCGCCUCCUCUCCCCUCCCAUCCCGUCGUUCGCCUCCUCUCCCCUCCUCUCCCGUCGUUCCUCCUCUCUCCCCUUUCUUCCCAUGGCUCCUCCGCUCUUCCCUCGCUGUCCGUUGUUCCUCUCUCUCUCCCCAUCGAUAUCAUUCUAUCCGUUGGUGAUGCCUUUCCCCCUCGUUCUUGGACUCCCUAUUUUUAACCUCUUUCAGGCUCAAGUCCAAGAAAACGUUGUUUCUCGCAGCUCUGCCAUGUCGUCGGCCCACCUCCGCUCUCAUCUCCCGCAUAUGUGUGUGCUCUGGAUUUCGCCUGUUCUUGAUUGA